AUGCCGACUCAGCACCGCAUCCUCUCUCUCGUCUACAAUGAGUUCGAGGCCCUCGAUCUCUUCGGCCCAUUAGGCGCCAUCGUGCCCCGAAGUGACUACUACACUUUGGAAUUGGUCAACCUCCACAAUCUCGACUCCCCUCGAGGUCUCGAAACCUCCAUCAAGAACGGCAUCGGCGUCAUCCCGACCCUUUCAUUGGCCGAGGCCCUCCAAGACGACCGGCAAUUUGACACCCUGUUCAUCCCGGGUGGCUUUGGCAUGAUGCCCCUGGUCUGGGACCCAAUCUUGCUGCAGCGUAUCGGUCAGCUGGUGGAUCGUGCUCCCAACGUUUUCACCGUCUGCACAGGCUCGAUCCUGCUGGCCGCAACUGGCCGGCUGAACGGUCGCAAGGCAACGACCAACAAACGCCUCUACGAUGAGGUGACUCCAAAGCACCCUGGAGUACAGUGGCAGAAGCGUGCCCGCUGGGUGCAAGAUGGUAAAUUCCUGACCUCGUCUGGUGUAACGGCGGGUAUCGACGCAGGAUUUGCUUUCCUUGCGAACACUUAUGUCGCACCGGAGGACCGCCAGGCUCAUCCCGAGGCGCAAAAGGCGUCCGCCAAGGGCGAUGAGACCCCUAUCCCGGGUUUCAACAAGGAAAAAGCAAUGGGUCAUGCGCAUUUCACCGCGUUUGGCUUGGAGUACCGCUGGCACUCCGAUCCCGAGGAUGAUCCUUUUGUGGAUUUGCCUGGCACUAACGGCAGCGCAUAA
This is a messenger RNA of Penicillium oxalicum, 750 nucleotides long. RefSeq names its product DJ-1/PfpI family protein. The transcript is spliced from 2 exons. NCBI's taxonomy places the organism in Eukaryota, Fungi, Ascomycota, Eurotiomycetes, Eurotiales, Aspergillaceae. The coding region runs from base 1 to 750 and encodes 249 amino acids. The record is from RefSeq and is a predicted model, not a curated record.